AUGUUUCGAAAUUCUUUUAAAACCUAUUUGAUGACAAGGGGUCACGAGUUUCAAAGAUGUAAACAUACAAGCAAAUUAGAUCAAAUAAGAGAAAAGUUAAGGGAAGGACCAGGCUUAGUAGAUUUUACAUCUGAAGACAGGCCAAAAAAUUGGGAAGAUUAUGAAGGGAAAUUAAAAAGAGAAAGAGGCCAGUCUGAAAGGUUGAGGCUACCACCCUGGUUGAAAACUACAAUACCAACAGGAUCGAAAUUCAGUGAGCUUAAAGCUCAAUUACGCAGUCUGAAUCUUAGCACAGUGUGUGAGGAGGCUAGAUGUCCAAAUAUAGGAGAAUGUUGGAGUGGCGGUAAAAAUGGAACUUCUACUGCCACUAUUAUGUUAAUGGGUGACACAUGCACUCGUGGUUGUAUGUUUUGUUCAGUCAAGACAUCCAGAGCACCACCACCACUUGAUCCCAAUGAACCUGCAAACACUGCACGAGCAAUAAACCAGUGGGGACUAGGAUAUAUAGUGCUCACUUCUGUUGAUAGAGAUGAUUUACCUGAUGGAGGAUCUGGACAUUUUGCUGAAACAGUGAAGGAAAUAAAAUUACAAAAUACUGAAAUCCUUGUUGAAUGUCUAGUACCAGACUUUAGAGGGAACAGGGACUGUAUUAAUACUAUUGCUAACAGUGGAUUGGAUGUAUUUGCACACAAUAUAGAAACUGUGGAAAGACUCACACCAUUUGUAAGAGAUAAGAGAGCAGGGUACAGGCAAACAUUGAAAGUACUCAACACAGCGAAGGAGAUUAAUCCAGAUUUAAUUACAAAAUCAUCUAUCAUGUUGGGUCUUGGUGAAACAGAUCAAGAACUUGAACAAACUAUGAAAGAUCUUAGAUCAUCGGGUGUGGAUUGUGUAACAUUGGGCCAAUAUAUGCAGCCAACCAAGCGCCAUCUCAAAGUACACGAAUAUGUGACACCAGCCAAAUUCAAAGAAUGGGAAGAGUUGGGCCAACAGUUGGGCUUCCUGUACACAGCUAGUGGCCCACUUGUGCGUUCCUCUUAUAGGGCUGGGGAGUUCUUCAUAUCUAGUUUGUUAAGAGACAGGAAAGCUAAUAGAGCUUGA
Molecule: messenger RNA, 1101 nt
Organism: Danaus chrysippus (African queen)
Lineage: Eukaryota; Metazoa; Arthropoda; Insecta; Lepidoptera; Nymphalidae
Source: the annotation of a GenBank genome assembly